Messenger RNA from Acanthosepion pharaonis, 1065 nucleotides. The record is from the annotation of a GenBank genome assembly. NCBI's taxonomy places the organism in Eukaryota, Metazoa, Mollusca, Cephalopoda, Sepiida, Sepiidae.
AUGAAUCGAGACAACAGAGACAUGACCGGGCAGCCUUUACCGGAAAAGUUUGAACAAAGUGGUGUUUUAAUAUAUCCUCUUUCUUUCUUUCUUUCUUUCUUUCUUUCUUUCUUUCUUUCUUUCUUUCUUUCUUAUACCCACGUUUCCUCUUUCUUUCUUUCUUUCUUUCUUUCUUUCUUUCUUUCUUAUACCCACGUUUCCUCUUUCUUUCUUUCUUUCUUUCUUUCUUUCUUUCUUUCUUUUACCCACAUUUCUUCUUCCUUUCUUUGUCCAGAUAUUCUUUCAUUAUUUAAUUCUUUAUUUCGUCUACAUGUAUUUUUCCUUUCUUGUCCUCAUAUUCUUUCUUUCUUUGUCCAAAUAUUCUUUUUUCCUUUCUUUGUGCAAAUAUUCUUUUUUCUCUCUCUCUCUUUGUCUACAUUUUCUCUAUCGUCCCCUAUAUCCGGGUUACACUGUACUAUCUUUUCUGUAAAAUACUCUUUCUUUGUUCUACUUCACUCUAUUACUCGUUCUUUCUUUUUUUUUUCUUUUCCUUUUUUUUUUCUUUUUUCUUUCUUUUCUUUUCUUUUUUUUUCUUUUUCUUUCUUUUUUCUUUUUUUCUUUCUUUUCUUUGUUUCUUUCUUUUCUUUUCUUUCUUUUUCUUUUUCUACUUUCAUUUUUCUUAAAUCUUCUUUUUCGUUUUUUCUUUCUUUCUUUGCUUGUUUCUUUCUUUCUUUCUUUCUCCUUUUUCUUUUUUCUUUCUUCUACUUCCCUCAUUUAUUCUUAAAUCUUCUUUUAUCGUGCUCUCUUUCUUUCUUUCUUUGCUUGUUUCUUUCUUUCUUUCUUUCUUUCUUUCUUUCUCCUUUUUUUUUCUUUCUUUUUCCUCAUUUAUUCUUAAAUCUUCUUUUUAACUUCCCUCAUUUAUUCUUAAAUCUUCUUUUAUCGUGCUCUCUCUUUCUUUCUUUCUUUGCUUGUUUCUUUCUUCCCUUUCUUAAAUCUUCUUUCUCUUUCUUUUUUUUUCUUUUUUCUUUCUUUCUUUCUUUUCCUUUUUCUUUUUUUUUCUUUCUUACUUCCCUCAUUUAUUCUUAA